Molecule: messenger RNA, 1247 nt
Organism: Saimiri boliviensis boliviensis (Bolivian squirrel monkey)
Lineage: Eukaryota; Metazoa; Chordata; Mammalia; Primates; Cebidae
Gene: MACROD1
Product: mono-ADP ribosylhydrolase 1
Biological process (GO): DNA damage response; purine nucleoside metabolic process; peptidyl-glutamate ADP-deribosylation
Cellular component (GO): nucleoplasm
Molecular function (GO): ADP-ribosylglutamate-[protein] hydrolase activity
Source: RefSeq, a predicted model, not a curated record
CUCCAGGGUUUUCUGGCCGCGCCGCCCGCUGGCUCCGAGCAGGUCGCCACUGGCUGGCAGUCGCCACCCAGUCCCAGAGUAAAUAAGGGAGAGACACUCCCGAGCACCGUAAAUAGAGUCCAAGUGGGCGGAGAGCUGCCCCGCGCCGCCCGCUCAUGUCUCUGCAGAGCCGAGUGUCCGGCCGCCUGGCACAGCUGCGCGCGGCCAGGCAACUACUGGCCGCCCCGCGCCCCCUGCCCGGGCGCUUGGGGGGUGCCCCGCGGACCCGCAGCAGCGCGUGCGGUCCCCCGGCGUACCUGGGCGCGUUCGGCCGCCAGGCGCAGACCUCAGCGGGGGUUGGGGCGUGGGGGUCGGCGGCGGUGGGGCGGACAGCCGGGGUGCGCACUUGGGCCCCCCUGGCCAUGGCGGCGAAGGUGGACCUGAGCACCUCCACCGACUGGAAGGAGGCGAAAUCCUUUCUGAAGGGCCUGAGUGACAAGCAGCGGGAGGAACAUUACUUCUGCAAGGACUUUGUGAGAUUGAAGAAGAUCCCUACAUGGAAGGAGAUGGCGAAAGGGGUGACCGUGAAGGUGGAAGAGCCCAAGUAUAAAAAGGACAAGCAGCUCAACGAGAAGAUCUCCCUGCUCCGCGGUGACAUCACCAAGCUGGAGGUGGAUGCCAUCGUCAACGCCGCCAACAGCUCCCUGCUCGGAGGCGGUGGUGUGGACGGUUGCAUUCACCGGGCCGCCGGCGCCCUGCUCACCGACGAGUGCCGGACCCUGCAGAGCUGCGAGACCGGCAAGGCCAAGAUCACCGGCGGCUAUCGGCUGCCCGCCAAAUACGUCAUCCACACGGUGGGACCCAUGGCCUACGGAGAGCCCAGCGCCAGCCAGGCUGCCGAGCUCCGCAGCUGCUACCUGAGCAGCCUGGACCUGCUGCUGGAAAACCGGCUCCGCUCGGUGGCGUUCCCCUGCAUCUCCACCGGCGUGUUUGGCUACCCCAGUGAGGCGGCGGCCGAGGUCGUGCUGGCCACGCUGCGCGAGUGGCUGGAGCAACACAAGGACAAGGUGGACCGGCUGAUCAUCUGCGUGUUCCACGAGAAGGACGAGAACAUCUACCUGAGCCGGCUCCCCCACUAUUUCCCUGUGGACCCGCCUUGCGGACCUCGCUCCCAGCUCUGAAAGUUCGCCAAAGCCUGCAGCCUGACCACCCCUUCUUUCCCUCCGCGCCCGCCCGGAGGAGCCUAAUAAAGAUCACCCUGUGGCAGC